UUGGGUUUACGUUUGGUGUCUCAUCCUCGACUGUCCUUUUUGCCGCAGAACCAGUUCGGCUAUCGGGACGGUGGUCCAAACCCGGCGGAGGGAGGAGCACUGGCCGGCGCCCAAGCCUGCGUGAACCAGGAGGCCACCGGCGUCCCGGGUCCGGCCCUGGAAGACCAGCGCUGUAACGGGAGCCUGCAUAAGAAGGGCCUGACCCAGGCCGGGGGGGAGGACAGCGGAGCCCAGAGGUACAGCGCUGACCCCACCAUCUUCCUGGGGGAGAGAGCAUCCCGAGGGGACACCGAUGAGGACGGCUACAUGACGCCAAUGAAGGACAAGUGCUCCUCAGACUCUUCUACCCUUCAUCCUCUAAUCUCUAUCCUUUUUUCUUUGACCUGUGCUGCAGAGUAUCUGAACCCAAUCGAGGAGAACCCCUUUGUCUCACGACGUAAAAACGGUGAGAUCCAUGCCUUGGACAACCCAGGCUACCACAGCACACCCAACAGCCAGCCAAAAGGAGAGGAUGAGUACAUCAACGAGCCCCUCUACCUCAACACCUUCCACAGCCCGGCUGACUUGGGCCUGGAAGCCCUGAGGCGAAACGGUUUGCCAUUGCCCUCCCAGCCUCCCUCCUCUAUCUCGGCUUCAACCCCGGGCUCCCACCUCCCGCUUACCAUUCAGACCAGCCUGCCUCACUUCCCCCUCCCCACCGCCCAGCCGUCUCCGUCUGGUGUGCCCUGCCUCCACGGUCCAGCGCCUCACAUCCUUCACGCCCAUCACGCCAUCAAACCCGCCGGACAGCCGGGCAAUCCGAGCGGCGGCUCCGUCUCCCAGAGCCAAAUACCGACCACGGCUCACGUCCAGGUGAGCCAGUCGGGGGUCCUGCCCGCCUCGGCCACCAUCGGGCACGGCAGUUUGCCAGCCUACCAGAGCCACGCCAUCUCCCACCCAGCGGGCAUGCUGAAGCACGGAGGGCUCACGUCAGGUAAAGCCAGCGGGAAGAAGCUGAAGGUAACCUUUGACAAUCCCGAGUACUGGCAGCACAGCUUGCCUCCCAAAUCGUCCAUCCAGAUGGUCCCCGACGCGGCCCAGGGAGGCUCCACCAACGCCAAGCUCUUCUAUAAACAGAACGGACACAUACGGCCGGCGGUAGCUGAAAACCCCGAGUACAUGUCCGAGUUUGCCCUAAAGUCUGGCACCGUCUUGCCGCCUCCACCCUACAGGCAGCGAAACACUGUGGUCUAG
Menidia menidia (Atlantic silverside) is the source of this 1233-nucleotide messenger RNA. The record is from the annotation of a GenBank genome assembly. NCBI's taxonomy places the organism in Eukaryota, Metazoa, Chordata, Actinopteri, Atheriniformes, Atherinopsidae.